Molecule: messenger RNA, 1149 nt
Organism: Microthlaspi erraticum
Lineage: Eukaryota; Viridiplantae; Streptophyta; Magnoliopsida; Brassicales; Brassicaceae
Source: the annotation of a GenBank genome assembly
AUGGGAAUAAUGCACCGAAGUGGUGGUGCUCCUCGAAGAACGACGAACGAAAAUGCAAAAUUCAUCAUCACAACGAUUUUGGGAAUUGUGUUUGGGACUUUCAUUGGCAUCACAAUACCAUCAGUUUCUUUCAAGAUAAACUUACCCUCAGGCCUUAUAUCAACUCUUGAUGUAGCCAUCUCAGACGCCAAGUUUUUAUCUCGUGACAAAUCUCCUCAAGAUUUCGGUUCAAGAAAAUCUCCUGAGAUAUAUGUACCAACGAACCCGCGUGGUGCGGAGCUACUACCUCCAGGGAUUGUUGUGGCAAAGACCGAUUUUUACUUGCGUAGAUUAUGGGGAGAACCUAAUGAAGAUUUGAAGAAGAAGCCAAAGUAUCUAGUGACAUUUACAGUUGGGAUUGAGCAGAGGAACCAUAUUAAUUCAGUUGUUAAGAAGUUUUCUGAAGAUUUCCAGAUUCUGCUCUUUCAUUAUGAUGGAAGGACAACUGAGUGGGACCAGUUUGAGUGGUCGAAGAGUGCGAUUCAUAUUAGUACAAGAAAGCAAACUAAAUGGUGGUACGCGAAGAGGUUUUUGCAUCCUGAUGUUGUGUCAGCUUACGAGUACAUAUUUAUAUGGGAUGAAGAUCUUGGAGUGGAGCACUUCAAUGCAGAUAAGUACGUUGAGUUAGUUAAGAAGCAUGGUUUAGAGAUCUCUCAGCCAGGUCUUGAGCCCAACAAUGGACUCACUUGGGAAAUGACAAAGAGGCGAGGUGAUCGAGAGGUCCACAAAGACACUCAAGAAAAACCAGGAUGGUGCCGUGACCCACAUUUACCUCCAUGUGCUGCAUUUGUUGAAAUAAUGGCGCCUGUGUUUUCUAGAGAAGCAUGGCGAUGUGUGUGGCAUAUGAUUCAGAACGAUCUGGUUCAUGGAUGGGGUCUUGACUUUGCGCUUAGAAGAUGUGUUGAACCUGCACAUGAGAAGAUUGGGGUUGUGGAUUCGCAAUGGAUAAUACACAAAGUGAUACCUUCGCUUGGAAGUCAAGGAAAGUCAGAGAAUGGGAAAGCUCCAUGGCAAGGAGUCAGAGAUCGAUGCAAAAUGGAAUGGACAAUGUUUCAGAACCGAUUAGCUGAUGCUGACAAAGAGUAUCUUGGGAGGAUGGUUAAAGCAUAA